This is a messenger RNA of Cylicostephanus goldi, 678 nucleotides long. Lineage: Eukaryota; Metazoa; Nematoda; Chromadorea; Rhabditida; Strongylidae. The record is from the annotation of a GenBank genome assembly.
GACGUUGCGACAAAGGAAGGAAGCGAGGAGAAGAUUCUCAAAAAGGCGAUCGAUCGCUGUUUUGAAGCAAUAUUCAAAAACUCUAGCGAUAUGAUUACGGAGAAGCUUGGGCGAAAAGUUUUGGAGUUUGUGAAAACAAAUCAGUUCGAAAGCUCUCUUGCAACAGACAUGCUUGCUUCAGUCGUCGCUUCUGUGACCUAUGCAACUGAAAUGAAAAAGGCCGAAGAGCUCGAUGCAUCUGCAUCAUGGUUUGUUUCUUUGGCUGCCGCUUUGUUGGGAACGACUAGCGAGAAUUACAUCCAGCACAAAGGUAUCUGCAUAGAAAUGAUCGAUCUAUUGGUGAAUUGCAAAAGUUCGGUAGCAUACAGUGGUGGAGCGCUUGGGCUGUGGAACAGCCUGUACACACUUUCCCGCGUAUAUCCAGAAAACACCUAUUUUAGGAGUAAAAUGUUGAGCAGACCUUUGAAAGAAUGGGUGCCUAUCAGGGAAUGGGCGCGACUGUACAACAGAGAGGAGGUAAAAAUGGCUUGGAAUAUCCCUAAUGAAAGAGGCAGAGCUGUAAUAGAGGAGAUUCUGAAUAAGUUCUUUUUUCCUACAAUGGAUCUCGUAAAAACCGUGCAUGUAGAUAGGUGGGUCAUUCUCAUUCCUCGAGCCGUGCAUGCUCGCAAAAUCUUUUGA